Molecule: messenger RNA, 2936 nt
Organism: Canis lupus familiaris (dog)
Lineage: Eukaryota; Metazoa; Chordata; Mammalia; Carnivora; Canidae
Gene: DDRGK1
Product: DDRGK domain containing 1
Exons: 9
Coding region: 152-1114 (320 amino acids)
Source: RefSeq, a predicted model, not a curated record
UGUGCGCCCCUAGCAGAGGCCGUAGGGGUGUCCCGUCGUACCCAGGCUGGCUCCAGAGCAGGUGCCAAGAAGGGAGCACCUGAGUCUUUUGUGUCUACCCACGAGCUGUAACUCCCUGAAGCUCUUUCCUUCCCCCUCAAAGACAGCACCAAUGCACCCUCCUCCCUCAUCUGCACCCCGACCAGGAGCCCGUGUCUUUUGCCAUGGUACAGAACAGAUAUGCCUGUCACCCUGCAUCCUCUAUUUCUUGUCAGUCGCUGGCCAAGACCCAUUGCACAAUGAGGAGCAGCCCAUAGUAGCAGGCUCAGUGGCCCAGCCUCGGCCCCUGGAGCCUGAGGAGCAGAGAGCCGGGGGCAGGCCCCGGCGCCGAAGGGACCUGGGCAGCCGCCUGCAGGCCCAGCGUCGAGCCCAGCGUGUCGCCUGGGCAGAGGUGGAGGAGAAUGAGGAGGAGGUCAUCAUCCCAGCCCAGGAGGAAGAAAGUAUUGAGAAGCCGGUGGAAAGUCACCUGUCAGGGAAAAUCGGAGCUAAGAAACUACGGAAACUAGAGGAGAAACAGGCGCGAAAAGCCCAGCGUGAGGCAGAGGAGGCUGAGCGUGAGGAGCGGAAACGCCUUGAGUCCCAGCGUGAGGCAGAGUGGAAGAAAGAGGAGGAGCGGCUUCGUCUGGAGGAGGAACAAAAGGAGGAGGAAGAGAGGAAGGCCCGGGAGGAGCAGGCCCAGCGAGAGCAUGAAGAGUACCUGAAACUGAAAGAAGCCUUCGUGGUGGAGGAGGAAGGUGUGGGCGACACCAUGACUGAAGAACAGUCCAACAGCUUCCUGACUGAAUUCAUCAACUACAUUAAGCAGUCCAAGGUCGUGCUCUUGGAAGACCUGGCUUCCCAGGUGGGCCUGCGGACGCAGGAUACCAUAAACCGCAUCCAGGAUCUGCUGGCUGAGGGGACUCUGACAGGUGUGAUUGACGACCGGGGCAAGUUCAUCUACAUAACUCCCGAGGAACUGGCUGCUGUGGCUAACUUCAUCCGACAGCGGGGCCGGGUGUCCAUCACUGAGCUUGCCCAGGCCAGCAACUCCCUCAUCUCCUGGGGCCAGGAGCCUUCUCUCCAGUCCCCCGCCUGAUCUAGCCCUUCCCUUUUGGACUGGGAGCUAGCACAGCCUACCUGGCCAUACAUCUUGAUCCCUCCCCACCACCCUGGGGGAGAGAUGGAAUGUGGCCAGGCAGUUCUAGAUUAAAGCCCUGUGAGCAUUGCUGAGCUUGGUGUGGCUUGGUGUGACAGAAGACCUGGCCUGGGAUCCCAGAUGAUCAACUAAAGUCUAGUGCUCAGAAUAUUUCUGGGGGAUGGGUGGGAGAAGCCCUGUGGAAGCAGAUGAAAGUUCCAUUCUUAUGUGUUCAUUUAUUUAAAAAGAAUAUUGAGUGUUUACUGUGUUUCUUUGUAUCCUACAAAGAUGAAUUCUUUCUCUUCCUUACCCAUGUCCCAGAGCAAACCUUAGGACAUCUCCCCUAACUGGCAAGGGAGGUCUCACUUUUGUUUAUAUGGAUGGUUUUAGGAGCCCCACAGAGGGCUGAGAGCCCUUAAAGAGGAGAGGGAAGUGCCAAGGUAGAGUCCUAAGCAUCUUUGAGAAGGAGAGAGGGGUGGUCAGGGAGGGACAGAGGCUGGGCAGGUGGAAGGAAGCGAGGAACCUGCUUGAGCUGAAUUCUGCAGUAGAGAGAUGCACUUCCUAUGGUCCAUCACGUGAAUUUAGCUCUCCAUCCUGGACAGAAAGUUUAAACGGUGCGGGUGAUUCCACCCACUGGUGGAUGUAAGGACCAUAUGCUCAGGAGUGGGUAUGAGAUGGGAGAUGUGUAACUCCUGUAGGGUCAGUCACUCUAGUUCCUGUGGGCUCUUGGUGGUGUGAGCAUCCUGCUGUGCUGAGGGUGAGGCAUGAGUUUAAAUGUGUAUUUUUCUACAAGGUACCCCUUAAACAUAAACCACCCACUUCUGAUGCCUGGUAGGGGAGGCAGCUUUCUGUUCCCACCGUGGAAGACACUGCCUAUAGAUGGUGAUGGAGACAGGACAUCAGGCUGUAGGGUAGAGCCUUCCUGAGUGCUAUCAAGGAUGAUUUUGAUUUACUUGGUGCUAUAGACACUAACUAUAGUACUUAAAAUUCCAAGUGAGACAUGACUGCUGCUUCUGUCAGCAACAGGCAUUUGGAGUCACCUGGAGCUGGAAAGAGCCACGUGCAUUGUUUGGAAAGCCAUCUGGGAGCCCAUAAUCCAGUAGGAGAGGGAAGAAACAGGUAAAGGUACUGAUAGUAUGAGAAAGAAACAAAAUUAUAAAGGGAAAAGAAGGCUUACAGUUUAAGUGAUGUUUCUCAACCCUGGUUGCUCAUUAGAAGCCCCUGAGAGGUGGUGAGAAGCCCCUGGGGAAUUGUCAAAUUGUCAACAGUCUCAUGCCAGGCUGCAUCCUAGACCAGUGGAAUCAGAAUCUUGGGGGGUAAGACCCAGGAGGCAUCAGUCGGAGAUUCCAGUGUGUGCCUAAGUUGAGAAGGCAGUGGGGGUGGAGUGGAGAGACAGGCCAUCAAGUUACAAGUAAUUAAAAUCCCCACUGGAAAGGGAUUCUCCCAAAACAAGACAGCAGAUCCAGGUCUCCUUCUCCUUCCGUUGUCCUCAGCCACUGCCACCUCCAGUGGCAGGAGGACUGUAGCACUCCCACCUCCUCAUUCCACAGGCCAGAAGGGAGGAAAAGGCACAUCCCUUUCUCAUGUCCUGGAAGCAUUCUAAAACCCUUUGUAUCCCAAGGGCAUGGUGGGGGUGAGGGGGAACCUAUGACCCUUGUGCAUUUUUUAGUGAUCUGUCCACUAAUCUAAUAAAUUUCUCAAAUAAGCAGUUCUUGAAAUAGUGAUUAACAUUUUUCUAAGUUUGUAUAUAUUAUUCUCAAUAAAUGAAAACUUUUGGGUUUAA